This is a messenger RNA of Hibiscus syriacus, 612 nucleotides long. RefSeq names its product RING-box protein 1a-like. Bases 88 to 444 code for a protein of 118 amino acids. Gene Ontology annotation, molecular function: cullin family protein binding; zinc ion binding; ubiquitin protein ligase activity. The record is from RefSeq and is a predicted model, not a curated record. Gene Ontology annotation, biological process: protein ubiquitination; ubiquitin-dependent protein catabolic process. The transcript has 5 exons. Lineage: Eukaryota; Viridiplantae; Streptophyta; Magnoliopsida; Malvales; Malvaceae. Gene Ontology annotation, cellular component: nucleus; cullin-RING ubiquitin ligase complex.
CUUUUGCGAGCGUAUACGACUGACUACCUCUUCCCCUCAACAAAAGUGAAAAGAAAUUCUGCCCGCCCUUUCCUUGUGAUCGCAGUCAUGGCUACUAUAGAUUCCGACGUCCCGAUGGUUCCCGUCGGCGAGGCUCCAAGCAGCACUGCCCCUUCCUCCUCCACUAAGAAGCCCAAGCGCUUCGAGAUCAAAAAGUGGAGUGCGGUUGCUCUCUGGGCUUGGGAUAUUGUGGUAGAUAAUUGUGCGAUUUGCAGGAAUCACAUCAUGGACCUAUGCAUUGAAUGCCAAGCCAACCAAGCAAGCGCCGCCAGUGAGGAAUGCACUGUUGCGUGGGGUGUCUGCAACCAUGCAUUCCACUUUCACUGCAUCAGCCGAUGGCUGAAGACCCGUCAAGUGUGUCCUUUGGAUAAUAGUGAGUGGGAGUUCCAAAAGUAUGGUCACUAGAUCAUUUUAAGCGGCUAUCCAGUUGAACCUACUUACCUUUCUCGUUGCGGAAGAAAGUUGCUCGUAUUUCUUCAGCUUUGUGUUGAUUCUAGUAAUUUUUAUUAGGAAAAACAUUUGGCUGUCUGAAUUAGGAUUGGAAUUUGAUUUAUGAUAAAUUUUGAUUGAGAA